AUGAAUGCCCUCCAAGAUCUUUCCAAAAAGACGUCGAUCAACUCUCUUCUUAACCCACAGGAGGCUUCCGCGUUUCCCGCUUCCGUUGACGCGAACCCAGGGCAUCAUAACAAUCAGGGAGUCAUCUACGCAACUUCAUUCAGCAAUGGUUCUUCUUUUCAUCUAAGAGCUGCUAGCUGGGAUUCUGUCAAUGAAGCCAAACGCAAGGCAGAGAACGGCGCGAACGGUCACCACCACCUUCAUCCUCAUCAACAUGUGUCCUCCGCGGAGACGUACUCCGAUAGUCGCGCACCUCGCAUGUCAAGGUCUCGGAUGGGCGAUAUCCAACCAUUCCAUAUUGAAGGGCCGGUGUGGCAGCCCCAGCAAGACGUCGCAACCAUGUCCUAUGGCGCCUCCGUCGUACCGCCCUUGUACUCCGCAGAACGCACACCGAUAGGAGGCGAUUACCAAAGCCAUAUUUACCAAGCUACUGAGCGAGCGUCUGUUCGCCUAGCAGCACGCGGAAUGGUAACGGAGGGACCGCAGCAUCAUCAAGAUAUCCGUUACAACGGCAUGCCGUACUACCCUCCCAACGGCGUGUAUCACCCUGCCGUCUACUCGCAACAGUCCCAGGAACAGUCAGAGGUAGUGCCAUUGGCCUCACUCCCAGCACAGCCUCGGCCAGCGAGUUCCUCUGGGUCAGCGAAACGACGAUCUCCAGACAGUGAAGUAACUCCGGCACCAAAAGCAAAACGAACCGCCAAGCCGAAAACAGGUCCAGAAGGCCCUUCAAAGCGUGGUUACAACGCUCAAAAGCGCAGUGAGGCUGCCCAGAUUGUCGCUCAAAAUGCACAAUUAUUGCCGACCGUGAAGUACGCGCAAGUGACAAGCGAGAAGGGGAAAGAGAAAGGUUCUGAUGUGCGAAUGCAGCUUGUUUCCCCUGACGUAGGCGCCAGUGAAGCGAGCGUCUCCCUCCAUCCGGAAUUACAGUUUGCCCGCUGCAUGUCCAACCGUUAUCGGAAUGACCAGUUUCCGCGUUGUGUUUCGUGCACGAGGCGGUGGGCGGGUGAUACUUGCCGCUUUCAAGGUAUCAGAUUUUUCCUCAAGGAUUCAGAACGGAAUAUGGUUGGUAUUAGCUUUGUUGAAACCCAAAAGGCUGAUCUACCAACCAUGAAUUUCCCCACACGGUGGAAUGUGCCGUUGAGGGCGGAACAUAUCAAUAGGACCAAGAGAGCUAUUGCCAAGGCCCUCUUACCAACACUAAGGCUGGAACGUGAGCACUUGAAGUUGCCUGAGCUGAUUCGACGAGUACGCGAAAGUGAAGUCCGGGCCACAUGUGACACGUGCAUGACAUCCAUUUUUUCGUCAUCGUGGAUGUGUCGCCUCUGCGGGCGAGAGGCCUGUGGGGAAUGUUUUGCCCAGGUUAGGGAACUUACUUUCGAUCGACCCGGAGCAGGGCAAGCAGAAAUUGCCGCGCUUCAAGCCCGUAGAGAGAAACAUGCACAUAGCAAUCCGUUCUUUUUGAGCUGCACCCGCCGAAAUGAACACCAAGCCAAGGAUUUUUCCCCCAUGUCUCGUUUCUGCAAGGAGGAACUAGGAGCUGCCAUUGAUGCUAUGGAGAGGCUCUUGAUUGAAGUUGGUACUGAAGAUCGUGAACAUCAACAGGGGACACUGAACGAGAUUGGUUCAUCUAAAGAGGAUGGUGUCACGGUUCAGAGCGGUAGCAGCAAUAAUCACGAAAAUCAGACAAGAUCCCUUUUACACCAGGAUCUUUCCGCCUCUCUUGGCCAUCUAUCACAGUCGAUCCCCUCCACAAGUUAUACCCCUUCUUUUCAGUCGGCUGCAAUGCAUACACCAGAACCGCCCAGAUACCCUCAAGAACCAUCACCUCAUACCAAUGCUCCACCCCACCCUACUCAGUCGCUUCCCAUACAAACACAAGCAAUCCACCUAAAUGGUGCAGCAGCCCGUCUAACCCAAGCCUCAACACCUUCAUCUCAAUCGCAACCCCAUACGCACAACGCCAAGGAUACUCAAUCUUCGUCUCAAUUCCCUCCAUCAUUAGCUCCUCGAGGACUCGCUUCUCCCCCAUAUAUUCCACCUAAUCUUCCCGAAUCCAUUGCCUCCAUUCCGUACCAUGAGAUCCGCCGAUACUCUAACUCAGAGUUGUCGUCGGUAGACGCCACAAACAAAUUUGCUCGGAUAUGGGCAUUAGGCGAGCCCCUCUUGGUGACGGAUGUUCUGCCGCAGUUUAAAAUCCAAUGGACCCCAGAAUAUUUCAAUGAGAAACAUGGCGACCAGAAUUGCCUGAUUCUCGAGUGCCAGACGGACGUGAACAAACGGGUGACUGUUGGAGAGUUUUUUAGAUCAUUUGGAAAGUAUGAGAACAGGACAGAAUGUUGGAAAUUGAAAGAUUGGCCUCCAUCAACCGAUUUCAAGUCUGAGUUUCCUGAACUAUACGCGGACUUUAGCCAGGCCGUUCCCGUUCCCGACUUUGUUCGUCGCGAUGGUGUAUUCAAUAUUGGAUCGCAUUUUCCAACCAACACCAUUGGGCCUGAUCUUGGUCCUAAGAUGUACAACUCGAUGGCCUCGACUCAAAAAGCAGGAAGCAAAGGCUCCACCCGUCUACAUAUGGACAUGGCAGACGCAAUUAACAUCAUGACAUACGCAUCGCCUUGCCCUGAUGGAACCCUAGGGUGCGCAGCUUGGGACCUCUUUCGGGCCGAGGACAGCGAUCGACUGCGCUCGUUCUUGAGAAAGCGAUUUGGGGGUGGAUCAAUACAAGAUCCAAUCCAUACUCAGCAGCAUUACCUCGAUGAAGUAUUGCGCAAGGAGCUAUAUGAUAACUGGGGUGUGAAGAGUUAUAGGGUAUACCAGCGGCCCGGGGAAGCCGUUUUUAUUCCUGCUGGCUGUGCUCACCAGGUAUCGAAUAUGGCGGACUGCAUCAAGGUAGCGAGCGACUACGUCAGCCCUGAGAAUAUUGAACGCUGCGAGAGGUUGACGAGGGAGUUCCGGGAACAGAAUCAAAGCAAGGUGUGGAAGGAGGAUGUUUUGCAGCUUAGGACGAUGAUGUGGUUUGCAUGGCUAUCAUGUUGCGAUCAAGAGAAGAGGGUAUCGGAAUGA
This is a messenger RNA of Laccaria bicolor S238N-H82, 3102 nucleotides long. RefSeq lists its product as uncharacterized. The record is from RefSeq and is a predicted model, not a curated record. Gene Ontology annotation, cellular component: histone deacetylase complex; chromatin. Bases 1 to 3102 code for a protein of 1033 amino acids. Lineage: Eukaryota; Fungi; Basidiomycota; Agaricomycetes; Agaricales; Hydnangiaceae. Gene Ontology annotation, molecular function: histone H3K9 demethylase activity; chromatin DNA binding; transcription coregulator activity. Gene Ontology annotation, biological process: regulation of transcription by RNA polymerase II. The transcript is spliced from 11 exons.